Trachymyrmex cornetzi is the source of this 6629-nucleotide messenger RNA. It is a transcript of the gene Prosap, whose product is annotated as SH3 and multiple ankyrin repeat domains prosap. The record is from RefSeq and is a predicted model, not a curated record. Lineage: Eukaryota; Metazoa; Arthropoda; Insecta; Hymenoptera; Formicidae. The transcript is spliced from 16 exons. The annotation marks the transcript as partial. Gene Ontology annotation, molecular function: ionotropic glutamate receptor binding; synaptic receptor adaptor activity. Gene Ontology annotation, cellular component: dendritic spine; postsynaptic membrane; postsynaptic density.
CAGCAGCAACAGCAGCAACAGAAUUCACCCAGCAGCAUUCAGUCAGCUCAGAGCCAGGCAGUCGUCGGUUCUCAAGGUGGAGCAACACAGGGUCAAGGUCAACAGCAGCAGAAUGCGGAGGACGCGCUCGCGGCGGCGGAGAACACCCCCGUCAGUGAGGGUGUGCUCCUCGCUCGGAUCCACGUGCCCGAGCUGUACGUCAGCAAGUGUCUGCAGUUCCCGAAGGAUCAGCUGGUCUGGGACGUGAAGCAGCAAUGUCUUGCGUCCUUGCCCAAGGUGGCCACUUGGUACAGGGAGCUGAAGGAGAGCUUCAAUUACGGCCUCUUCUGCCCGCCGGUGAAUGGAAAAGCCGGAAAAUUCCUGGACGAGGAACGCCGUCUCGGCGAUUAUCCUUUCAAUGGACCCGUCGGGUAUCUGGAGCUUAAAUAUAAGAGGCGAGUCUACAAGAUGCUGCAUUUGGAUGAGAAACAGCUCAAGGCUAUGCACACUAGGACAAAUUUACGAAGGUUAUUGGAUUAUGUGCAAAGCAGUCAGGUCGAGAAGAUCGCGAAAAUGUGCAGCAAGGGGCUGGAUCCUAAUUUCCAUUGUCAGGAAACAGGAGAGACGCCUCUGACUUUAGCAACGACCUUGAAAAAACCGUCCAAGGUUAUAAUUGCAUUGGUCAAUGGCGGUGCUCUCCUGGACUACCGAACGAAAGAGGGCUUGACAGCGAUGCACCGUGCUGUCGAACGGAACAGUUUGGAGGCGGUAAAGACGCUUCUGGAACUGGGUGCUAGUCCAAAUUACAAGGAUACCAAGGGCUUGACGCCGCUCUAUUACAGUGUCAUUUACAAGACCGAUCCGAUGCUCUGCGAGACGUUGCUUCACGAUCAUGCGACGAUAGGAGCUCAGGAUCUCCAGGGCUGGCAGGAAGUUCAUCAGGCAUGUCGCAACAAUCUGGUGCAGCAUCUGGACCACCUGCUUUUCUACGGCGCUGACAUGAACGCGCGCAACGCGUCCGGUAACACGCCGUUGCACGUGUGCGCGGUGAAUAACACGGACGCCUCGUGCAUACGUCAGCUACUCUUCAGGGGCGCGCAGAAGGACGCGCUCAACUACGCGAACCAAACACCGUACCAAGUCGCCGUGAUCGCGGGCAACAUGGAGCUCGCCGAAGUCAUCAAGAACUAUCAAUCGGAGGAAGUUGUACCAUUUAAAGGACCGCCACGCUACAACCCGAAACGACGCUCGGUGGCCUUCAGUGGCACUUCUUCAAUGAUGACGACGAGCUGCUCAGCGAGCAAUUUGGGCACCCUCACCAGGAUACCGUCCACCGAACAGCACGCGGUGACGUCUAGCGCCGGUGGUGGUACCACUGGUACCCUUACCAGAACCAUCUCAGUGGAACAGUACUCGAGUAUCACGCGAGUACCUUCCGCCGAGCAAUACGCUACCACCGCAGCAGUGACCGUGAGUCUUAACCGAGUACCGUCCACGGAACAACCGUAUCCACCACCUCCGUCGUCUGGCAUACUUGUUCGGGUCGCGUCUGAGGAGAAAUACGCGCCGCCUGGUGCUGUGCUUAACAGAGCCUCAUCCGGCGAGCGAUACGAUGCCACCCUGAUCAGAGUACCGUCCUCCGAGCAAUACCCGACCACUAAUACCCUGAUCAGAGUACCGUCCACGGAGCAGUACCCAACCGCCGCGGUGGGCCUGACCAGAGUACCGUCCACGGAACAAUAUCCCUCCACCGGUGGUGGGAUUACGAUCGUCGGUCAGACGACCGAGUCGAGCCAUCACGGAAGCCUCGGCAGAGUACCGUCCGUAGAAUCGAGCAGAAACGAUUUACCGAGAAUACCGUCCGAACAGAACGGCCACCGACUGACGUCGGAGUACCAGAGUCCAAAUUCCUUGAGAGAUCCUAACGUGAGAUUGCCGAGCGCCGCGGAGAAUUAUUCGAACUUGAGAAUGGAGGGUCUGACGAGACUGCAAGAGCACCGACUCGAGCUGCAGCAUCGCCUCGAUAUGCAUAGAUCGCAGAUGGAGAUGCCGCCAUCGCCGUCACCGAGCAGCAGGAGUUUAGCACCUUUCAGCUCGGCCAGCUCGAGCUUGUCCGAAGGCAGCAAUCAGCCGUCCGGCGAAGACUCGGCCAGCAUCGUCACAGACAAGAGCCUCGGCGACACGGCGUCUGACGUGAUCAGCGACAGUUCCGGGGUGGGAACCUCGCAGUCCGACACGACCAAUUCAUUAUCCAUUCCCGGCACGACGGUGGUCUGCGUGGAGAACUACAGCAGCGGGAUCACCAGCCAUCUGACUAUCAAUCAAGGAGACAUCCUUGAAGUCACCGGUGCGACCGACUGCGGCCUCCUGGAGGGGGUCUUACGCGGACAGGGUACCGGUUUAUUCCCUGCGCAUUGCGUUCAAGAAGUCCGGCUGCGCCACACGAAUAUACCUCUGGGUCCACAACCCGCCAGGGACGGACGAAAUCGAGUUCUGGGCCGUAGAGAAUCGCAACACAAGUACUUCGCUACCGCACCUAGAUUAAAGAAACCUGUCACGUCGGAGCCUCGCACUGUUGUUCUUCAUCGUUCGAGGAAAGGCUUCGGCUUCGUGUUACGUGGCGCCAAGGCUACUUCGCCACUAAUGGAACUCACGCCGUCAGCCAAAUAUCCAGCAUUACAAUAUCUGGAUGAUGUCGAUCAAGGAGGUGUGGCUGACUUAGCAGGUCUCCGAAAAGGAGAUUUUCUCAUUCAAAUCAAUGGCGAGGACGUAACGACGGCUUCGCACGAACACGUGGUCGAUCUGAUAAGGAAAUCGGGAGAGUUGGUGCGAAUGACCGUGGUCUCGCCGGUGAUCAGUCUUCCGAAUUCCCAGUCGGCGGCCGCAUUGCCAACUAGUCAACCGAUUCAGAGACAAUAUGCUACCUUGCCGCGCAAGGGUAAUAACAACGUGGUGAUCGGCGGUACGCUUGGCAGGUCUCCAGCUCCUGUACCGCCUCGAAGAGAUCCGAAGACAACGCUAAGCGUGGGACGAGCGAGAGCGCGAUCAAUGGUCGCAGGAUUAGAAGGAGGAGGCGAAAGGGACGAUCGCGACGAGAUAGCAUCGACUGGUGCAAAGUCAAGUAGUGCGGAAUCGAUUCACAUGCCGCAGCAGCCAUCAACUGGAUCGAACACCGGUCAGAACACACCAGUACAACCGAGAACAGCCAGCAUCCGAUCGCGUCCGACCUCCAGCAGAAUCACUGCCGCGGAACUUGAAGAACUAUUUCAGCGACAGCAGGGUAGCGCCGGUGGUCAAUACAGUUCGUCCAUGAUGAGCUCCUCUCACUUUCAGACUACUACUGGUCAGUCCACCAAGUCGCAUCCGUCGUCGCCCGCCAAGACCGGCAGGGUGUACGCGAGCGUGGCGGAGAUGAAGCGCAAGGGCAAAUCGCAAUCAAGAGUACGCUUCUUUGGUGGCUUGGGCGGCGGUUCCGAUCUUCACAGGGACUUCCAUAGCACACCGGAUCUCAACGUGCAAGCGCAGUCGUCGUCCCUUCUAGCGCCCAAGUGUCAUAGAAGUCAGGAAGACGUAAAUGCUCUAAACGGUAGAAAUGGGCUUCCACCUCCGAAUCAUCCGCCGCCACCUCCGCCGGUUGGACAAGUCAUCAAGGUAAAUGUUGGCGCAAACGUGCCAGACGUCGUUACGCCAGCCUCGGUUUAUGAUAAUAUGGCGCACAUCCAACAAGUCAAAGAACUCGCAGCAGCUACAGUCGAUGGUAUUUAUGGAGUGAUGUCGAGUUUUCGGCCGUCGAAUAGCGCAAAGCUGUACGCCUCGCCGGAAGAUAUGAAGACUGUUGGAUAUCGCUCGCGUAGUCUACCGGCUAAUCGUCCACAUCUGAGGAAGUCUCACAGUCUACGCGGCACACCGAGCAGCACGACAUUCAAGUCGACUGGCAGCCAACAAGCACUGAAUACCAAUAUCAAUAUGAACAGUAACGGAAACAGUAAUAAUUCGGUCAACAAUCAGUACGCGCAACCAUUGAAGACCACCAGGAGUCACAGCACGGCUGGUAUUCGUGAGCGAAAGAAGAAGACUGUCGUGAGCACCAGCUCGUCCGUCACAAACCUUUCGUCGAUCGCGUCCGGCGCGAAUGGACCCACACCACCUACCUCGGCGCCGCCAAUCCCCGAGCCAGAUUACAGUCUGUCGGAGUCGGAAAACGAUGAAGGCGAGGACGAAACGGAUGAAGAUGGCGAAUCAGAGAUUGCGAAGGAGCUAGAGAAGGCGGCGGCGCGAGAGAAGCUGGAAGCAACGCGAGAAACGUCGGGCAACUCCAACACAUCUGGCUCGAGUUCAUCGGGCAGCGGUUCGCUACCACAUUCGUUUAGUGUCGAGGAGAUUCAGAAAGUGCGCACGCAGUUAAAGUCAUCCAAGAGUCAUCCGAACGAUUUUCUCUUGCAGCAAACGCAGCAAUCGCUCGUCGAGGACGGCGACAACAGCUCGAGCGGCGUCAGCUCAGACCAAGAUGUGCCGGUGGGUCCACCGAUGGGCUUCGACGACACCGCUGCACGGAAUCUGGCUAAUCAAGAGAGCAACCAGCACUCGAUGCCGGGAGGCACUCUGCUAACCGGCGCCAAUCCGAUCGAAAAGGAGAGCAAUCAGACCAAACGACCAGGCUAUGGCGGCAGUGGUUUGCUGACCAGGCACGCAGUCAGCCUGGCGCAGUUACCGCCUCCGAUCGAAGCUGAUGCCGAAGAGCAGAACAAUGAUCUCUUCGUACCGCCGCCGCCGGAAUUCAACGCCGGUCCGUCUGCCGGCGGCCAAGACCAGGAAGUGGUGGUGUUCGCACCUCCGCCGCAGUUCUGCGACAACAAACAGCAAACACAACAGCAGCAGCAGACAAUGGCGCAGAAUCGUGUCAAGAUAAUCGGCGCGAUUCCCAAGGUUACCGGGAAUCAGGUGAAAGCGUCGGGCGGUCGAUUACCGUAGAGAGAAAACCACAAAUCGUAGGAUGAAUGAUUUAUUCGUAUAUUACUUCCUGAUGGGCGAGCAGAAGAAAAUUUUUAACACAUACAUCGCGAUUUCGAAGUCAAUAUAUUUAGAGGCUCUCCGCCUUUUCGGUAGUGAUCACCGCGCAACGGGCGCACUAAAUUUAGACUAAACCGCGACGAUCCGCGCGAGCGUAUAUAAAGCGCGAUCGCUUGGACUUUUUUCCAAGAGUAAAUCGUAUUCUAAUCGAGCGUCUAGGAGUCGUAGGAAGUAUACCGAGAAAAUAAUUGAGCGUGUUUUUACCAAGUAAGUUUACGAGUGUGAGCGUACGUUCGAUUGCACUACAAUAGAGGAUUGGUUUGUCACACACGAGCACAUGGUCGAUUAUAAAUUUAUCCAUCACCAGCCUGUCCGUGAGUGAGUCGACAGAUCCGCAAACCGAUUCGCUGCGUCGUAGAGAGAACGUGAGCGGCCUAAGGGCACGAAAAAGAGCGGAUAUACACACUCUGGCGUAAGAAGACGAACAGUUGAGAUGGAGAUAGAAAGGAAGGAAAUGCAUUUGAUGCGUGUACGCGUGCGUGAGUUGUGAAUGUGCAAUGCAUAUCGGUUUGUUUUUCAUGUUUCUAUCGAACUACGAGGUGUUUUAAUACUUUUACACGACACGACACGACACUCUUCGCUCCGAGAACAUGAAACUGUUGAGACAAUUUUUGCAAAUCGCCGCUUCUAAACCAAUUUUAAGCAAAAGCACUACAGCAGUCUCACUUACUCUCGAUCCCCCUCUAAUCCGACGAAGCAUCGACGGUGACGAUUUCAGUGACGAUGACGCGAAAAUCACGUAACUGAUUAGUUGUUAAUCGAACAAGCGCGGUUUUUUAGUUUCUCUCGUGUCUAGACACUGCUCAAACGCCUAAUCACAAAGCUCUACUCGCGAAGUCAUUAGAGAUUCUUCCUAGUUUAUAAUUGCAAAUAUUAUUAAUAUUAGUAUUAUAAUUUUAUUAUUAUAUUAAUAUUAUUGUUAGAACAUUGUUAUUAUAAUUAUACGGCGACUAUAACGCUCCACUGAGGAAUCCUUCGAGAAAGCGUAGCCGCGUGACAAAAGGAUGUGCAGCACUAUACUUCGUUAUAAUGCACCAUCAUUACUCCAGCUUGUGUAAAGUAAGUCGUACUCCUUCCAUCCAUGUGAAAAGCUUCCUUGAGCCGGAAAACUUUUUGUUCAUACAUCACUGUCAAAUAUGAAUGCAAAUCAAAAUCGUGCGGGCGAGAUAUCUUUCGCAAGCAUGAAAUUGAUGAAGCUCUUUAACGAUUGGAUUGGAUUCUCUUCGCACAAGCGCGCGGUCCAAAAUCUUCUUGCAAAUUAAUUGCAAAUAUUUACACACACACACACACACACACACAUAUGUAUACACACUGAACCUUCUUGAUUAUCGUUUCUACGCCUUCGCGAACGCUGGGCAAAAGCAAAAAUCGCAUUUUGUGCAGCACAAGUGCGAGCGCGCGUGAGUCGCCGUGUGGUUUUUAAGAUGUGGGAGAGGCCGAGUCAAUCAUACAUUUUUAAAUGUUCCUUCGAUAUACUUCAUCGUCGUCGUUUUUUUUUUUAUACAAGCAGCAAGAUUCAGCACAGCGUAAAUAUCAAGUAUAUUCUUGAACGUUCUUUCAUAUUAUAUGUACAAAUGAUC